UGUGCGGUGAACUCUGUGGUCUGAGAGGGCGCAAGCGCACUGGCUCUCUGGCGACGUACAGGCGCGGAUUGUUGAAAGGGGAGUACAGCAGGAGACUGAUGCUAAAAUUAAUAUUUGGCGCAUAUAAAACCUAAAAUAAAAGGCGGCGUUGUUUCCCGUGAGCAAGCGUAUCUCAUUGUAAUACCUUAAUUCGCGACGUAUAUUCGCCAACAACGAGGGCUGAGUAAUGGCGGACAAAGAAGUGUAUGACGAUGCAGUGGAAGAGAGGGUCAUUAAUGAGGAGUACAAGAUCUGGAAGAAGAACACACCUUUCCUGUAUGACCUUGUAAUGACACAUGCCCUGGAGUGGCCAAGCCUGACUGUGCAGUGGCUGCCAGACGUCAAUAGGCCUGAAGGGAAGGACUAUGCCAUUCAUCGGCUGGUGUUGGGAACCCACACUUCAGAUGAACAGAACCACCUGGUCAUCGCCAGCGUGCAGAUCCCCAAUGACGACGCCCAGUUUGACACCUCCCACUAUGACAGCGAAAAAGGAGCAGAAUUUGGAGGAUUUGGAUCAGUGAGUGGAAAGAUAGAAAUUGAAAUCAAGAUCAAUCACGAGGGAGAAGUGAACCGGGCAAGGUACAUGCCACAGAAUCCCUGCAUCAUCGCGACAAAGACGCCAACUUCAGAUGUCCUGGUUUUCGACUACACCAAACACCCCUCCAAACCAGACCCCAGCGGCGAGUGUAACCCCGACCUGCGGCUGCGGGGUCACCAGAAGGAGGGCUACGGGCUGUCCUGGAACCCCAACCUGAGCGGCAACCUGCUGAGCGCGUCGGACGACCACACAAUAUGCCUUUGGGACAUCAGCGGAGGACCGAAGGAGGGAAAGAUCGUCGAUGCCAAGACGAUCUUCACCGGCCACACCGCGGUGGUGGAGGACGUGUCCUGGCACCUGCUCCACGAGUCCUUGUUUGGCUCCGUGGCCGACGACCAGAAGCUGAUGAUCUGGGACACGCGGUCUAACAACACGUCCAAGCCCAGUCACUCCGUGGACGCCCACACCGCGGAAGUCAACUGCCUGUCCUUCAACCCCUACAGCGAGUUCAUCCUGGCCACCGGCUCCGCUGACAAGACGGUGGCCCUCUGGGAUCUCCGGAACCUCAAACUGAAGCUUCACUCCUUUGAGUCGCACAAGGAUGAGAUAUUCCAGCAGGUGCAAUGGUCCCCUCACAACGAAACCAUUCUGGCUUCCAGCGGCACAGACAGAAGGCUUAACGUCUGGGAUCUGAGCAAAAUUGGAGAGGAGCAGUCAGCAGAGGAUGCAGAAGAUGGACCUCCUGAGCUUCUGUUUAUCCAUGGAGGACAUACAGCCAAGAUCUCUGACUUCUCCUGGAACCCCAAUGAGCCGUGGGUUAUCUGCUCCGUUUCGGAGGACAACAUCAUGCAAGUGUGGCAGAUGGCCGAGAAUAUUUACAACGACGAGGAGUCCGACACCCCCGCCUCCGAACUGGAGGGGCAGGGGUCGUAACCCCACAGCGCCCCAGCAGGGCCGAAGGAAGGGGAGCGACAGGACAGAGGCCGGCGCCUGAGAAAAGCCCAGCCCCCCCCUGGUUACGGACUCCUGUGAUUCCAGUCUUCACCUGCCACCAUCUUCUACAACCCAUUGAUCUACUUCCAGCUCUCCUCCCUCUGCACUGUUAAUAGAUGCCUUUACACUUGCAAAGCUGUUAAGGGGACAGGUGGACAAACGGGGUGUGUUCCAGUUUAUUUUUGUAGUAUAAAAUGAGUAUGUCGCUGGGAGAACUGCUGAAUGCGCCACCUUGUCCCUUCUCAAGAUGAGGUGGUGCUCGAGCGCAGCAGAAGCGUUUGCUAGCGUAGACCUGCUGAAGACAUUCUGGUACAAGGCUCUCCAGGGAGCACUGUGCACAGGUGCCAGGACCCUGUGCUUCAUUCCGGCACUCGAUUUCAAAGAAAGAACACAAGAUAAGAGCUGGGGCUUUACGUUUUACCAUUUAAAUCAGUUUAAGUUCUUUUUCUUCUUCUUCUGUGUUGAUGUUUGCGGUUUGGGUACAGUCCUCGGUGGCGCUGUACACCACGACGCUUUGCUUGCGCCGACGCUUUUCUCCGAAUUGCGCCCUCCUGUUUCUCCCAGAGCUAAACAAAGGUUUGAUUUUGUGACGCGGCCUGCUAGAUUGCUUUAAGGAUCAGUUCCGAAAAGCAAGUGUAAUCGCAUCUUGAAAUUAUGCUGUAGCUCAUCAAAAGUGGUUCAAAUGCUAUUCUUCUAUUAGGAGCAGCAGUUCAACGCUGCUGAAAUGGACAGCACUUGGCAGGUAGUGGAGAUGGCACUUGAACGGGUUUGCGGAGAGGAAAACAAAUUUUGGGAUGUUAGUAAGGAAAAGCAGUGAAUUCCGCUUAAUGAGAGUGCUUUUACUUUUUAGUUUUCUGGAGAUGCAGUAGAUGGCAAUGUGACAAAUCACACCCAUCAUGCACCCUGCUUGUUCUUCCAAUCCUGUCCACAAGGUGGCAGUGUAAACAUGGCAUGGGUAGCAUUUAUUUUCUUUUUUGUACUUUUUGUUCCAUUUUGUGCAAAGUAUGGUAUAAAAUGCAAUAAACCUUUUG
Messenger RNA from Lepisosteus oculatus (spotted gar), 2601 nucleotides. NCBI's taxonomy places the organism in Eukaryota, Metazoa, Chordata, Actinopteri, Semionotiformes, Lepisosteidae. The record is from RefSeq and is a predicted model, not a curated record.